GUGGCUAGGUUUAAACCGCCGAAUGAGAAAUCGAAGGAGGCUUUGAUGAGUUCUCAGCAAAUCAAAAUCGGUCCACAUGAGUUCACUGUAAAACCUGAUUUCAGAGAUAAGGCUUUGCAAGUCAGCUCGUGUUUGUGUUUGGAUGAGGUGCAGUCCUACAUUCUCGUUGAUAGGUAUCUUGAGCGCGGAAAUACCGCUGAGAAUUAUAUAGUUCGUGAUCCUAUUCAUGUGGAUGUUGAUCUUUUCACCUUAUGGGCUGAGGAGACACUGCUUGAAGACAACUUGGUUUUGGACAUUAUUUUUUUCAAUUUAUAUGAACUAUGUAGCUUGUUUGUGACUGAAAUAAAAAGCUUGACUCAUAAGGAACUUAACAGGUCUUAA
This is a messenger RNA of Durio zibethinus, 381 nucleotides long. Lineage: Eukaryota; Viridiplantae; Streptophyta; Magnoliopsida; Malvales; Malvaceae. The record is from RefSeq and is a predicted model, not a curated record.